Molecule: messenger RNA, 1734 nt
Organism: Lachancea fermentati
Lineage: Eukaryota; Fungi; Ascomycota; Saccharomycetes; Saccharomycetales; Saccharomycetaceae
Source: the annotation of a GenBank genome assembly
AUGCACGGUAAUCACGUGCUGUUUUCUCUCUCUUGCUCAUCUUUCUUCCCUCCAUUCAUCUUGUGCUUGGCCGUCCAUCGAGCUCUGCAUCCACAUCUUCGUCCGCUCAUGCUUGGAGCGCUCGCCUGCCGCGGCCGUAUGGCCCACCUCAACGUCUACCACCGUUCCUGGCGGCCAAUCGUGUCGCGUUUGGCCUCCGUCCGCUGCAACCACGUCGACACCGGUACCCUCGACUUUGCACGCCGCAAUGCGGCCAUCGCACGCGAACCAGACCGUUUCUACCCGUCGCUAUCGCAGCUGCCGCCGCCCACCACAUCCGUCGCGCACUUCCUCGACCGCUACGCGAACCUCGACGCCGACCGCCCCGAGAACCAAGAGUGCGUACGCGGCCGCAUCGUGUCCGUGCGCACGCUGGGUAAAAACAUGUCUUUUGUCACCCUGGAGGCGGCAGCACGCCGCGUCCAGCUCAUCCUCAAUUACAACGUCAUGGCAGCGCACUCUCCCGGGCUGACGCGUGCGCAAUUCGCCGACACCGCUGCUGCACUUCGUCCCGGCGAUCACCUGCAAGCAAGUGGGUUUCCCGGCGUGUCGCAACGUGAGCGCACGCUCUCGCUCAAAUGCACGACCCCAGUAGUGUUGCUCGCGCCCGCUACCCGUCCACUCCCCCCACGCCUCGAAGACCCCAUCAAGCGCGCGCAAAACCGCGUCCUCGACUACCUUGUCAAUGGCCACGAAACGUUGCGUUUGCGCGGUGCAGUACUGCGCGCGCUGCGCGAGUUCCUCGAUGCUCGUGACUUCGUCGAGGUCGAAACGCCCAUGCUUACUGCGCGAUCCAACGGUGCUGCAGCGGAGCCGUUCGUUACGCACGCGCGUGCCAACGACACGCGGCUCGAGCUGCGAGUGGCGCCCGAGUUGUGGCUCAAACGGCUGGUCGUCGCGGGCGUCGACCGCGUGUACGAGCUAGGCCGCGUUUUCCGCAACGAAGGGGUCGACGCUACUCACAACCCCGAAUUCACCACUCUCGAGUUCUACCAAGCAUAUGCGUCUAUGUCUGAUCUCAUCUCGCUCUCUGAGCAAUUGUUCCUGCAUGUUCUACGCUCGGUCGACACCCCACGGGCUCAUCAGUUGCUAGAACAGCUGGCCUGCAACGGCAACCAAUUUCAGCGCAUCGAGUUUCUGCCCACUUUGCAACGUGAGACCAACAUCGAUUUCGAAGCGAUCGACCUUUCAAAUCCGCAUGAAAUCGCGCGUGCGCUCAAGGACAAAGACAUACACUUGCCAUCGCAUGUCAAGUCUCCACAACAGAUGCUUAAUGCGCUCUGCGCCCGUUACAUCGAAAGCAAAUACUGUGAAUCGCUCCUGCCGACCGUUAUCUAUCAUCAUCCCACCGUCAUGUCGCCGCUCGCAAAGGGCAACCCGGCAGACGGCUUGCGCACGACCAAGCGGUUCGAGAUUUUCAUAUGCGGCAAAGAGUACAUUAACGCCUACGAGGAGGAAAACUGUCCACAACGCCAGCUCGAUAAGUUUAUUGCGCAGCAAAAAUCACAUCAGCUCUAUGGCGAUAAAGAGUCACUUGCGAUUGACACGCCCUACGUUGAGGCCAUGAAGUGGGGAAUGCCUCCAAUCGGUGGAUUCGGAUUGGGUGUGGACCGGUUGUGCAUGUUACUUGCAGGUAAAGACCGAAUUGAACAGGUGUUAAGUUUCGGCACCAUCGAUGAUGUAGAUAGGCAGUAG